Messenger RNA from Astyanax mexicanus (Mexican tetra), 902 nucleotides. It is a transcript of the gene ddt, whose product is annotated as D-dopachrome tautomerase. Gene Ontology annotation, molecular function: phenylpyruvate tautomerase activity. The coding region runs from base 61 to 417 and encodes 118 amino acids. The transcript is spliced from 3 exons. The record is from RefSeq and is a predicted model, not a curated record. NCBI's taxonomy places the organism in Eukaryota, Metazoa, Chordata, Actinopteri, Characiformes, Acestrorhamphidae.
CUCGCAUAAACACUCCAGAUAGACAGGAAGCAGUCCACAUUUCCCAGAGAAGAAACAAUCAUGCCGUUCGUUGAAUUAAAUACUAAUUUACCUGCUAGAAGAUUCUCUGAGGAGUUUCUGAAAAAGCUGACCUCCACCACAGCAUCGGCUCUCGGAAAACCAGAAGAUCGGAUGAUUGUUCAGGUAAAUCCUGACCUCCCACUCUUCGUUUUUGGCUCCAGCGCACCUUGUGUCAUUCUUUCUGUGGCUGGAAUCGGAGUGACUGACACAGCUGAGAAGAACCGUGACAAUAGUGCAAAAAUCUUCCCUUUUCUCACCCAGGAGCUUGGACUUUCUGAGGACCGUGUUGUUAUCAGGUUCAGCCCACUGGAGGCCUGGCAGGUGGGGAAGAAAGGAACAGUUGUGACCUUCCUGUAAGAAAAAGCAAACACUGUGGCACCCUAGGACACACAGGAAUCGUUUUAUCACCAUGGAACACUCCUAUUGGCCAAAAUCAGGGUUUAAAAUGUAACUUUAGAUAAUGACUCUCUCUCUGCGCUUCAAAUUACUAUUGUAUAACAAUUAGUUAUGUUAGUCUUAUACAUGUUUUAUUAAUAGUUGGAAAUGUUCAGCAGUUUAAUUAAAUCACAGGUAAUUUUUUGCAUUCAUCAUAGGUGAUGGUGUAUGUCUUAUUUUCUAGAUUAUUUCUGUCUAAAUUAAAUAAUCUCUAAUGAUCUUGGCAUUUCUAAAUCAAAGGACCUUUAACACUUCCCCUUAUGUUCAGUUGUAAGGAAGGUUUCCAGGACCCAUGUUCAUCCAUGUUUAUCAACAUUUAGUGUAAUCUAACUCUUGUGUAAUGUAACUCUUAACCCUUUACAGAUAAUGGUUUGUUAAUGAAAAUAAAUAAAAUAAUGAAAAAACUA